AUGGCGAGGUACGGCGAAGUUGAACGAAGAGGACUGAGCUUAGAUUUUAGGCGAACGUAUUGUUUACGUUGUCAUGCGUACUUCUGCGUGCGGUCAACAGCGUAUUAUACGCAGCACGGCGAGAACAGGGCGCAUAGCUACCACCUUCGAGUUAAGGAGAGCUACCACCGAGCAGUUCAACGUACUACGGCGAAGUUAGCCGCAGUCCAUCGACAAUCAUCUUAUCAUUUCACCACUCGACGUAUCACUACGGCGAAGUUAGCCGUGGUUCCUCGACGAGUACCCUGUCUUAGUGAGACAACGACGCCCCACCACGACGUAGUUAGCCGAGGUUUGUCGACCGUCGGCCUUGACACAGAGAUGUUCAGAAAUUUCAGCAAUGCAGCUUGA
Messenger RNA from Tremella mesenterica DSM 1558, 390 nucleotides. RefSeq lists its product as uncharacterized. NCBI's taxonomy places the organism in Eukaryota, Fungi, Basidiomycota, Tremellomycetes, Tremellales, Tremellaceae. Bases 1 to 390 code for a protein of 129 amino acids. The transcript has 4 exons. The record is from RefSeq and is a predicted model, not a curated record.